Ficedula albicollis (Collared flycatcher) is the source of this 477-nucleotide messenger RNA. RefSeq names its product myosin-binding protein C, fast-type-like. NCBI's taxonomy places the organism in Eukaryota, Metazoa, Chordata, Aves, Passeriformes, Muscicapidae. The transcript has 3 exons. The annotation marks the transcript as partial. The record is from RefSeq and is a predicted model, not a curated record.
CAGGUGUACCUGUUCGAGCUCUCCAUCUCCAAGGUGGUCCCCGGUGACCGCGGCGAUUAUCGCUGCGAGGUCACGGCCAAGGACAAGAAGGACAGCUGCUCCUUCAACAUCGACGUGGAGGGUGAGAAUCCCAAAAAAACCCAAAAUUCACCCCAAAAUUUACCUGGGAACACCAAAAUUCACCUGGGCACCUCAAAAUCCACCUGGGAACCCAAAAAUCCUCCGGGGACACCCCAAAAUUCAUCCCCCUGGCAACCCCAAAAUGCACCUGGGGUGGGCUGUCGCAGGGAGGAGCAGCAGGAGGAGGUGAAGAAGAAGAAGAAGGACGAUGAGGAGGACACCAUCCCGCCCGAGAUCUGGGAGCUGCUCAAGGGCGUCACCAAGAAGAGCGAGUACGAGCGCAUCGCCUUCCAGUACGGCAUCACCGACCUGCGAGGCAUGCUCAAGCGCCUCAAGAAGAUCAAGGUGGAGCCCAAG